AUGGAAACUAACCAGGUGUUUGAGGAGAUCUUGUCGGAACAGCACGCGGCAACCAUCACAGGCGUAUUGAUAGUGCAGAAGGAAAGCAUUAUUCACCUGGUGGAGACGUCCAUGGAUACAUCAACCGCGUUGUUGAGGCAGAUCCAGAGCAUGGAGGCCGACCUGGAUCCAUCAGCACGGGUCAUGGAGAAUGUGAAGAUCUUGGUGUCGAGCGAAGACUGCCCCGCCCCGUACUUCGCCAAGUGGUUCCACUACAACAUCCAGCUCAACGCGGAGAGCAACGUGGACAUCGACAAAGAAGACCCAGUAGAAGCCUCCUGGGGAGUGUACGAUAAACUUGUGGAGCUCGCGUCGGAGAUGAGACAGCACUCGGGAACUUCCGUAUCAGAGCUGAAGCGAAAGUACAACCACCUCGUGCCCUCCAACGAACGAGUGCUGGGGUUGGCGGAAACGGAGAAAAACAUGAGUUUGUCCGAGUACCUGCAAGUCUACGACACACCUAUCUCAGCCACCCUGGAGUCCGAGAGGGUGUGGCCGAUCCCGGCCUUGAUACGCUAUUAG
Ectocarpus siliculosus is the source of this 561-nucleotide messenger RNA. Lineage: Eukaryota; Phaeophyceae; Ectocarpales; Ectocarpaceae. The record is from the annotation of a GenBank genome assembly.